Leptinotarsa decemlineata (Colorado potato beetle) is the source of this 2664-nucleotide messenger RNA. RefSeq lists its product as uncharacterized. Gene Ontology annotation, molecular function: RNA polymerase II cis-regulatory region sequence-specific DNA binding; DNA-binding transcription factor activity, RNA polymerase II-specific. NCBI's taxonomy places the organism in Eukaryota, Metazoa, Arthropoda, Insecta, Coleoptera, Chrysomelidae. The record is from RefSeq and is a predicted model, not a curated record. Gene Ontology annotation, biological process: regulation of DNA-templated transcription.
ACAUAAAAAUUAACUUGACAUAUUUACUUGACUUGGAAGCUUACAAUGUUUUUAGUUUUAUAAGUAUUGAAAAAUUGAAGUCAACGGAGAAAAAUAUUACUCUGGUUAAAACACACUAGACACUGACAUUAAAAUAGAAGUAAUUGAAGAACUCAAUAAGAAUAGUUUGUAACCAGAAAUGUCUGAAGAGACUGCUAUAAAAAAUGUUUCAGGAUUUGAGGAAGACAAACACAUUAAAGAGGAGAAUAUAGAGACCACUCCAGUACAGGAGCAGCAUAAUUUUAUUACUGAUGAUGGGGAGCCAAAAAUAACUGUAAAAGAGGAAAAUUACGUUGAUGUCCCAGAGCUUUUUUCAAUAACCUCUGACUUACCUCAAUUUGAAACUGGUCAAUUCAAAAUAGAGGAUAGUGAAAAGUGUCAAAGUAUCAGAAUUGAGAAUUCAUCUGAUUUUGAGGACCCUUUGAGUUCCUAUAUUUUUACUCAAAAUGAAAACUGUAUUGAAAAUGUUGAUCAAGGCUUGUAUGAAGAACCAAAGAAUGGUUUUCAGUCGCAAGGAAAAGUUCAUACAGGAGAAAAACUAUUUUGUUGUAAUUGUUGCUCCAAAACUUUCACUUAUUUUGGUUUUUUGAAGAGACACAAGAAAUUGCAUAAGACGGAAACUUCAUUCAGUUCCACACUGAGUUCUACCAAUUUACUUCAAUCUAGUCUUCAAACGGUAGAAAAAUCCCAUAAAUGUGAAGUCUGUUCAAAAUAUUUUUAUGAUAGUUCUGCCUUAUCAAAGCACUCCAGAAUUCAUACAGGGAAAAAAUCUUUCGAAUGUGAAAUCUGUUCAAAAUCGUUUUUCCGCAAAGAUGAAUUGGUAACUCAUUUCAGAACUCAUACAAAUGAAAAACCACACACAUGUGAAGUGUGCUUAAGAUCCUUUUCUGCCCGUAGUGACCUGAAAAAGCAUUCCAGAAUUCAUACUGGGGAAAAACCAUAUGAGUGCAAGUAUUGCUCCAAAUCAUUUACUAACAGUGGUAACUUGAGAAAGCAUACCAGAAUUCACACAGGAGAAAAUCCACAUAAAUGCGAAGUGUGCUCAAAGACUUUUUACAACAAUGCUAACUUGGUGAAACAUUCCAGAAUUCAUACAGGAGAAAAACCAUAUGAAUGCAAAGUUUGUUUCAAAUCUUUUACUGAAAAGCCUACAUUGGUUGUACAUUCGAGAAUUCAUACGGGAGAAAAACCAUAUAAAUGUGAGGUCUGUUCAAAAUCUUUUUCAGGUAGAAGUAACUUUGCAACACACUUCAGAAUCCAUACAGGCGAAAAACCCUAUCAAUGCACUGUCUGUUCAAAAUCAUUUCGUUAUGGAUCUGUUUUGGUGAAGCAUUCCAAAAUUCACACAAGGCAAACACAGCAUAAAUGUGAAAUAUGUUCCAAAUCUUUUUCAAAGAGUUCUGCUUUGGUUAGGCAUUCAAAAAUUCAUAAAAGGGAAAAACUAUAUAAAUGCAAAGACUGUUCAGAAUCGUUUUCCAGCAAUGACGAUUUGAUGAAUCACUCUGGAGUUCACGCAAAAGAUAAACCACACAAAUGUGAAAUCUGCUCAAAAUGUUUUUCUAUCCGUAGGGAUCUGGUGAGACAUGGCAGAAUUCAUACAGGUGAAAAACCUUAUAAAUGCAAAAUUUGCUCAAAAAUGUUUGCAAACAGUGGUUCCAUGUCAAAGCAUUCUAGAAUUCACACAAAAGACAAAUUUACACAAAAGAAAAAUUCACACAAGGGAAAAAGCGUUUCUGAAACACACAAAGUCAAAUUUGAAAGUGCAUUGAAGUGAAAAAGCAUUUCUGAAACACACAAAGUCAAAUUUGACUCGAAGCUAUUUCAGAAAUCUCUAAAAAUCAACCAUGAAUAAAAAUCAUGAUGACUAUAAUUCAAUGAGGGCCAAUCUCGAAAACUGCUAUUUGAAUCCCGUUCCUAACCUACAAGCAAUUCUUCUUCAUUUUUUAUGGUGUUUGUUUUUCCUACAAGCUAUUGAUGACAAAAAAUGUAUUGGGUGAAUCCAAUGGUAUAUUUCCAGGUUUGUCGCAGCAGAACAUCUUAUUAAAGGAAAUUACAUUUGAGAAUGUAGAUUGUGCACUUCUCAAAAUUGAAACUCGUGCUAUAAAGUUGGAUGAAAUGGACUUGAAAAUACUAACUUUCAUUUUCCCUGUUUUCAGUUCAUAUAAUUAUUAAUUGUUUCAAAACAGAUGGGGGGGGGGGUCAAAAUUGAAAUUCAAUUUAAUAAUGUUUGUCUUUAUGUGGAGAUUUGAAGAAAGUUAUUACAUAUUAACAGAUCUUAUGUCAUAUCUGAAAUGGUCUUUCCUCUGUGAAACCUAAAUCAUAUGGAGCCUUUCUCACUACUUUGUAAUAUACUGGUCAUCAUUAUUAGCAAAAGGCUACACUGCAAAAACAUUCAAAACUCGUGUGUUAUGAGAAAAUUCAAUCACGAAGAUGUGGUCAAAGUAUUUAAUGGGAUACUGCAUAAUUGGCUGAAGUUUAAAAAACAUCUCAAGUAUUAUUUUUUUUUCAAAAUAGACGUAACUUUUUACAGUUUCUGAAGUCGUUAUUUUAUCAUGUAUUAUUGCAAAUAAAUCCCUUUGUACUUAUUCAAAUCUAUGUAUUAGAAAUAAACUACAUAAAUGUCAA